AGUUUAGAGGUUACGUUUCUUUAGCUUACGUUGAUCGUAAUAAAAACAUUAAUAAAUUAAUUACUAAGUAAGGAAAGAUUGGUUUUAUUGUCAAUAUUAAUAAUGGCGCCCUCAGAAAGUCCACCUAGGGAACUGGAUAGUAAGCACGAGGACAAAAUUGUGAAAUUUGUUUCAGACAUUAGAAAUGGGAAGAUCGAAGGCUCAAACAACAUUGCACUGACAACACUGUCACUCUUGGAGCAAAUCAUCACCGAGUGUGAGAAUGCUACGGCUCUCGAGUUAAGCGGCGUAGUUCGCGAGGUAGGCAGGCGUUUAUGCCGCGCGCUGCCUCAGGAGCUUGUAGCGGCUAACAUGGCGCGGCGGGUGCUACGAGCGAUUCGGGACGAGCACCGCCUGCUGUGCGAACAGAGCGGAGGUGCUACUUCUGGUACUGGCACUGGCACAGAAGGCUCCGGGGAUAGCUUACAGCGUCUCGUGCUGGCGGCACACGGAGGUCGACGCACUACCCUCGGGGCUGCGCUGCCACACCUGAGGGAACCUCUAAGGGAUCAUAUCGCAGAGGUCCGCGCCGAGAUAGAAUCUUGCACCGCGUCGAUAUCCUCUCAAGCCCGGGCCCACGUCCACGCCGCGGAGCUGAUCCUCACGCACGGAGCCUCCAGCCUCACGGAGCGGUUCCUGAAGGCGGCCCGGAGGCAUACACACUACCGUCUGCUGCUGGGCGAAGGGCCAAGGGUGCAGGAAAGUCACGCUAUGGCUGCACGGUUAAGCGCGGCUGGAGUUCCCGUCACUCUGAUCAACGACGCCAGUAUCGCAGCAGUCAUGUCACGCGUCAAUAAGGUGGUGAUAGGAGUACGCGCAGUACUUGCGGGUGGGGCAUUGCUGGCACGAGCUGGGACCCACGGUCUCACCAUCGCCGCCAAACACUACAGCGUGCCCGUGAUAGCGUUAUGCCCUCUGUACAAGCUCAGCCCUCUGCACGCGUGUGAUCGGUACGCGCUUUCUGCACUCGACUGCCCGCGACCCUCCAUGUUAUACGAGUGUGGUGAGAGUUCCCGCGUCCACGUGGAGUGUCCCCGGUACGACGUGGUGCCUCCAGACCACGUGACGCUGUUCCUCACCAACCUCGGUGGCAGCUCACCGUCGUACAUAUACAGAUUAUUGUCUGAAUUGUACGACCCUAAGGAUCAUCAGCUAUAAUCAAGAACGAGAAACACACUGUA
This is a messenger RNA of Chilo suppressalis (striped riceborer), 1220 nucleotides long. The record is from the annotation of a GenBank genome assembly. NCBI's taxonomy places the organism in Eukaryota, Metazoa, Arthropoda, Insecta, Lepidoptera, Crambidae.